GUGUCCCAACCGAGAUCUCCUCAUCGGUGUGCUCGACAUGACUUGUUGGAGUGUGAAUCCACCGCGUCAUUCUCCCCGCCCUCAAUCCAAGUGCCGCCUGUGUACAACAUAUAACACAGGAUGUGCUUGAGGCUGUGUGGAGAUCUGUAGGCUUGGUCAUCUAUCAAGGUUCCUGACGGUCUUCCUGAGGAGAUGCUUUGCUUAAUCUCUUGCUUGCAAUGUACCACGUCAUGUUUAGCUCUGCUGGAUCGUAGAGUUUCAGUUGAUCUCCUGCAGAAGGAUCUGCGACAAACUGCGGUUGCCCGAGUUGGGGUUUAGAAAUGGGACAGAGUUUAUGAUGCGGUUCUUGUUCAAGUCGGAGUUGCAGCAAUUGAGACAGCUUGCGCUGUUCAAUGAGGUGGGAAUGCGUUCUGUACAUGCGCAGGUUAACGUUUGGAACUAGAUUCAGAGGUGGUCUGGCGGAGGCUGGGCAUGUGGGUUUUGGGAUUUUCCUGGGACGGUCUUUGGGUCUCUUUCUUUGACUGAACAUACACUGUUGGCACGAUCUCGUGAAUUGUGAAAGUGUCUCGUACGACCUCUUAUCGGAGGAAACGAGAUGACUGUGCUUGGUCUUGGGAAGUCCGUGCGCCGGCGGUUGUUUUAUGUGGAAUGAGUUGCAUGUCAUGGUGUACAUCGUGGCUGGAUUAGAUGCAGAGUGUGGAGCGAAGCUGAUGGAAUUUUGGAGGCUUAAUCUGUUUUACGCAGGCGAGGAUCAGCCAUCUGGUUAUGUCCAUGAGAUAAACAGGAACCGCUUGGAUUCUCCCUGAGUUGUCUUCAAUAAGCUCCAUAUCACUCCAGCUUCCGGUUGCUGAUUAUUGAGGGCAUAAACAGGCAUUUUGUGAAGAUUUGAGGCAUCUCUAAUGAGUAGUGUAAAUGUGGCAGCAUCGUUAAAUAAGGGCUACAUGGAUAGGAAUUCAAUUCGAUUGCUUCCCCACAAGACCAAUGCAGAUGAGACAUUGAGGGGGGAAGUUUGAAAUUUUAGGAAAUCCUUGAGAAACUUUUGGAAGGGCAUGCGCAUUUGUUAUGCAGUUUCAGAGCUCAAGGAAGAUGUAUCCUAGACAGAAUUUAUACGAGUGUGGCUUAGGGGAGCAUUGGCGUCUCCAGAUUGGGGAUGUGAGUCCUGCAGCCUUUGCGCGCCAAAUCGGAGGCUGUGAGGAACUUGUUCGCCGUUUUACUAUGUAUGGGGAAUUGAGCGGUCAUGGUGGAUGUGUUAGUUCAGUGUCUUUCGAUCCAACCGGGGAGCUUUUAGUGUCUGGAUCAUUUGAUCAGGUUAUAAUUGUGUGGAACUGGGCAGAGAGAAGGCCAGUUUUCACUUACAAUUCUGGCCACGAAAAAAAUGUGUUCCAGGCCCUGGUAAUGCCACAUUGCGAUAAUCGCAUCAUUGUGACCUGUGCGGCCGAUGGCCAGGUGAGAUAUGGAGCCAUACUACAAGAUGGGUCAGCAAAAACGAAAUGUCUUGGACAACAUAGGGGCCACUCUCACAAGAUGGCAAUUGAGCCUGGCAGCUCUCGCAUUAUUUAUAGUUGCGGAGAAGAUGGCGUGGUACAACACAUUGAUUUGCGGGAGGAGAAAGCCAAAAAGCUCCUCACUUGCCAUAAAUAUAAACUCAACACCGGCAAACCAAGCCAGACUAGAUCAAUCCGGCUACAUUCUAUUGUCAUGGACCCAAUAGACUUGAACUACUUUGCAGUAGGGGGAUCGGAUCAAUAUGCACGCGUUUAUGACAUUCGGAGGUUAAAUGCAAGUGGGUUGAUAAUGGAGGAUCAACCGGUUGAGACUUAUACUCCAAAACACUUGCAAGGCCUCGAUUACAGUGAACAGAUAACAUCCCUCGCGUACUCACACCAGAGGGAGCUUCUAGUUUCUUACAACGAUGACCUCAUCUACCUCUUUGAUAAAUCCAUGAACCUGGGUGACACACCCCAUAUAAACGUCCAAUUUUACGACCUCGAAGACGAUAUUGAAGGAGAGGCCAGGGGAACUUCCAAUCUGGAAUCCUUAUCACCGCAAGUGUACCAAGGGCACCGCAACUACAAGACUGUGAAGGGGGUGAACUUCUUCGGCCCGCGUGCAGAGUACGUCGUCAGUGGAUCAGACUGCGGAAGAAUCUUCAUCUGGAGGAAGAAGGGAGGGAGGCUUGUUGCUCUAAUGAAAGGAGACCACUCUGUUGUCAAUUGUGUGGAGCCCCAUCCUCAUGCCACCAUUCUGGCCACCAGUGGCAUUGAUCCUACCAUCAAAAUUUGGUCUCCAGAGGCGACAUCCACCCCUCACCAUCCGGAGCACACCGACACGAGCAUGAGAAGACAGUGGCGAAGAAGGUAUAGCCAUCUGACCUCGAAUCGUGUGAGAUUUUUGUUCCGGACACAGCAUCUGCGAGUUGGACAAGAGGACAUAACCCGCACCCAACUUCGCGACCAGGGUGGGCCUGACCGUGAAGGCCUUGCGGCGAUGCUUGACGACAUCGAUGACGACAUUUUUGCAGAUGCCGACACUCCCAGCCCAAGCGAAUGCAUCGUCAUCUGAAGCUCGAUGGAACACGACGGAACACACUCUGGGUCUAGAUGAGCAGCCUCGGAACCAGGAUGUUGUGCUUUAGGUUUCUCAAUCAAAGGCUGAGUUCAUCUUCUCAGGUUUCGUAGAUAUUUUCAGUUAUUCCAGAGUGGUUGUGUGAAAGCAAUUCCAAGCAAGGAAGUGGCAGAAAAUGACCACCUGCUCAAGAUUCUUGUCAAAGACUUAGCAUGUAGUGAAUUUCAUUUUUUUCUGUUGUCGAUUUCAA
This is a messenger RNA of Physcomitrium patens, 2815 nucleotides long. Lineage: Eukaryota; Viridiplantae; Streptophyta; Bryopsida; Funariales; Funariaceae. The record is from RefSeq and is a predicted model, not a curated record.